CUUUAUUUGAAAAAUGAACGCCGGUGGAAGCGCGCGGACGUGUCAUGGCGCGCGAAAACACGUAAUGAACAAUUUAGAAAAUCACGCGUCUUUUUAAAACAAUUUACCAAAGUUUUAGUGUUUGUGUGUGAAUAGAAAACAAUGAAUUGUUAUUUAAUUAUUUAGAAAAAAGGUGUAUAAAAUUCAAAUCAGUGUUAUUUAUGGACUAUUUCGAGUAAGAGAUAACAAUGGACGAUGCUCGUUUCGAAGAAGCCCCGAUAAAAAAGGUUACAACCAGCAACGACUACCGCGCGCCCCGACGGUUGGAGCACUUGGACGAGAUUGGACAAAACUUGGAACUGCUAGGAAAGAAAGUCGGCCGUAGGUUCGACAAUAAAGUCGGACCAGCCAACCUGGAUACAAUAAGCUUUGAGAGCGAGAAUCUGAAGACUAGCCAUAGCGAGAGCUCUUCUAGACGGAAUAGUGAUGAUGGGGGCCGAGCUGAGAGGCUCAGAGCUGACGGUACCAGCUCAGAGCCUCCAACAGCGAGCGUGACAAACUUCAACGCGUGGGGAGAACUGAACAGCUCCACCUCCACAACUCGGACUGAACUCAGUCUAUCUGAUGGGGGAGAUGAACAGACGACAAAUACCCGUCGCCGAAGUCACGAGUCUGCUCUACCAGGCACGCCGAUGCACCAGCGGCCGCCGUGGAAGUCAGCGGACAGUCUAGUGCCCGAGUCGGCGUUUGGAACCUCCCUGGCUGACAUUAUGGAGAGCCCUGCUAAUAAGAACAUGCCGUUUGGUAGCUACGAUGAGAAAAAGGUCCACCUUCGAGAUGACAUCAAAUCCAUCCGCUCAGACAGUUCUGAAGAGAAGAAGUCCCGAGGGUGGAGGUUCGUGAGGAACGUGACGUCUGCCGCCGGUGCCUUCACUGCAAAGCCUAAGGAUGCUUCCACCACGUUGCCUGGGACUCCUCAGCCAAGUUUCCAGUCCAAACCGGACAGCAAGAACUCUGACUACGGCAAGGACGACAAGAAACCAUCGUUGCCAUUCUAUCCGAAUGAAAAAGAUGAAAAUGUUGGAGAAACGAAUUCAGAAGGUUUAGAACCAGAAUCUCUAUUGUUCCGGGACGGGAGAAGAAGAAUAGACAUGGUGUUAGCGUAUGAAGAAGAAGAUUAUGGAGUUAUGACAGAGAACGAAGCGAGAAAGAGAGAGCACAGAAGAACAUUCCAAGAAAACCUAGUAAAAGAAGGUCUAGAAUUAGAAUUAGAAAAUAAAUGUUUAUCCUUUGACGAGAAGACGUGGUUCCUCAAGAUCCACAUACCGUGGAAGACGGAAAUGAGGUUGGCGGAGGUGAUCGGAAUGAAGCUGCCUACGAGACGAUUUAUCACAAUAUCAGUAAGAGCAUGGAGUGAUGAGAAGCAAGCCGAGAAAGAUAAGCACUGGUACUCAAAAUGGCGUCGGCGGUGGAAACAGUUGUAUGAAUAUGAACAUACUAGAAUCACCCCGGAACCGUCAUUCUAUGGGGCUGCUGAAGAACGUGGGGCCAGACGGGAGGAAAUAUUCCUAGUAAAAGAUCGGCACACACAGUUCUCACCAGCACAGAGGAGUCUACUAGUCAUGCAGAUAUUACUGCGAGCCAAAUAUGACAACAAUGAAACCAAGAUGGGAAUCCGCCGUCUCCUAAACGACGGUACCUACACAGCGUGCUUCCCUCUGCACGAAGGAAGAUAUGAAGUGAACAUGUCUGAUGGGACCGUUACUGAUAGAAGACUUUUAUAUCUAGAAUGGGCUCGACCAGCGAAAUGGUAUAAAAAGCAGCCUCUUUGGCUGGUCCGAAGGUAUUUCGGUGAUAAGAUCGGCCUCUACUUCUGUUGGCUGGGUUUCUAUACAAAGAUGCUGUAUGCCCCAGCCAUAGUAGGGACCCUCUGCUUCCUAUACGGAUUGGCCAGCAUGGACUCUGAAGAUAAUAUUCCUAGUAAAGAGAUUUGUGACACAAAAGGGCCUGGCAACACGACCCUCUGUCCUCUCUGCGAUAAGGCCUGCCAAUACCAGACCCUCUCAGACUCCUGUCUCUUCGCCAAGCUGACCUACCUAUUCGACAACCCUGCUACCGUCUUCUUUGCCAUAUUUAUGUCUUUUUGGGCGACAACAUUCCUUGAGCUUUGGAAACGAAAGCAGUCGGUGUUACGAUGGGAGUGGGAUAUGGGUGGUGUCGAUCAGGAUGAAGACCCUAGGCCAGAAUUCGAGGCUUCAGUGAAGACAUUCCGAACGAACCCAGUGACGAGAGAGAAGGAGCCAUACCUACCCAACUGGCAGAAAACUGUGAAAUAUGUAGCUAGCAGCUCUGCUGUGCUAUUCAUGAUCGCGAUAGUAAUGGGGGCUGUACUGGGCACCAUUAUCUACAGGAUAUCCAUGGUGUCGGUCAUCUACGGCGGCACGGGAAUCUUCAUCCAGCGCCACGCCAAGAUCUUCACCACCAUGACUGCUGCCAUCAUCAAUUUAAUCAUCAUCAUGAUUUUGACUAGGAUAUACGCAAAAAUAGCAGUGUACCUAACGAACAUGGAGAAUCCUCGCACACAGACAGAGUAUGAAGAUUCCUACACGUUCAAGAUAUUCUUCUUUGAGUUCAUGAACUUCUACUCUUCUCUCAUCUACAUUGCCUUCUUCAAAGGCCGUUUCUACGACUACCCAGGCGAUGAUCAAGCGAGAAAGUCGGAAUUUUUCAAACUCAAAGGCGACAUCUGCGACCCGGCGGGCUGCUUGUCCGAGCUGUGUAUACAGCUGGCAAUCAUCAUGAUCGGCAAACAAUUCGUCAACAAUUUUGUCGAGCUCGGCUACCCGAAAUUCCACAACUGGUGGCGGCAGAGGUCUCAUAGAGCAGUGACCAGGGACCUUAGCAAGCCGCACAUGGCUUGGGAACAAGACUAUCACCUGCAGGACCCUGGGAGGCUGGCGUUGUUUGAUGAGUACCUGGAAAUGAUUCUUCAAUACGGCUUCGUAACUCUGUUCGUGGCUGCGUUCCCCCUCGCUCCCCUGUUUGCUCUACUCAACAACAUCGCGGAGAUACGACUGGACGCUUACAAGAUGGUGACCCAAGCUCGAAGGCCGUUGGCUGAGCGAGUCGAAGAUAUUGGAGCUUGGUACGGCAUUCUGAAAGGCAUCACGUACGCUGCCGUCGUAUCAAAUGCCUUCGUGAUAGCCUACACCAGUGACUUCAUACCUCGUAUGGUGUAUAAAUACGUGUAUUCACCUGACAAUACAUUAGCUGGAUACAUCGAUCACUCUUUGUCUCUAUUCAACACAUCAGACUACCAAGAGGAUUGGGGGGCUGAUGAGAACGAGGUGGACCCCCCAGUAUGUGCCUACCGAGGAUACAGGAACCCGCCAGACCAUGCUGACCCGUAUGGCUUAUCUCCUCACUAUUGGCACGUGUUCGCUGCUCGACUGGCGUUCGUUGUCGUUUUUGAGCACGUGGUCUUCGGCCUAACAGGUCUUAUGCAGCUCUUCAUACCAGAUGUACCGAGUGAAUUACGGACUCAGAUGCAAAGGGAAGCUCUUCUGGCCAAGGAAGCGAAGUAUGAACAUGGGAGGAGAAGGUUAUCUACUGAGUACCGACAGCUGUUGACGCAGAAGAGUGACGGUGGAACUGAAAAGCCUACAGGUGGUGCUUGGCUUAGACGAGCAUCGCGCGCAUCAGAUGUCCUGGACGCUCACAUAUCAGUCUCCCAAAGACCCACCUCACCUCGGAUAGUUCACUGACAAAGGAUUAAUUAGUUUCCUAAUAAUUUAGAAACAAAUACAUUAACAGGGAUGAUGACUGGGUCAAAAAUUAAUUAUUACAACUUUUCAAUACAAUAAAAUAUUAAAAAAUAAUCACACUCUCAUUCAUAAAUUUUAUGAACUACUUAAUUUUCGUUUUUUUCUAGCUAAAUUUCUAGAAAUAAGUCUGCUAUUUAACGUAAAAAUCUGAUGACGUCAUAAUAGAGUAUUUCAUACAAAGUUCAUAGAAAAUAUCGUUUUUGACGUUUCGAAAAAAGUAUUGAAUUUGAGUAGUAGGAAACUAGCCUAUUCUGGAUAUUACAUGGGUACACAUCGAGCUAUUAAACCAGUAUAAACUGGCCGUCAAAUGUGCGGAAAGA
Molecule: messenger RNA, 4123 nt
Organism: Spodoptera frugiperda (fall armyworm)
Lineage: Eukaryota; Metazoa; Arthropoda; Insecta; Lepidoptera; Noctuidae
Product: anoctamin-4
Exons: 26
Coding region: 228-3743 (1171 amino acids)
Biological process (GO): chloride transmembrane transport
Cellular component (GO): plasma membrane
Molecular function (GO): protein dimerization activity; chloride channel activity
Source: RefSeq, a predicted model, not a curated record